AUGGACGAGCUUCCAGGCGACGACGACUUUUUGUCGUGCAUGCUGCUAGACUCGUUGGAGUUCGAGCCUAGCAUUGUAACGCAUAAAAUGAACCCGCAUUUCCGUCCGGUGCGCUUUGAUCGUGAUACCAUUGCCCAGAUCAUCCGGCGUCAUGUGAUUUGGGAGCGCGACAUUACCAAAGCGGUAUCUGUGUUUAAUGAGUUGCCUGUGGUGCGCAAGCAUGUAGCCAGGAAAACACCUGCGCAGCGCCAAGUAUUUGAUUCUCAUGUUCAGCGCUAUAUGCAAGCGUACCUCCCCACGGCCGGGUUUGAGUAUGCGGUGACGUAUAGGUACCGCGUAGCUAGGUUACGCCGUCUCGCGCACAUUGAAGAUGCUGCACAAGCAGAGACAGCACGAUACCAUGCCCACCUUUCCCCCGGCCGAACAGAUCUGUGUGUACUUGCACUUCGAUCGUUCCAACCGGACGAUACCAUUACGUUCUGCACUGCUGCCUUGAAAGACUUGACGCGUGCAGAGGAUGAGGCCUUGCGUGAAGAGGCCGCGCAGGCGCGAGCUGCUGACGUACGUGACGGCCACGUCCGACCGCAACGUGAUUUUUCUAUCAUUCGCUCAUCGAGUCGCAAGUGCAGCCAGCUAUUGCUGGGUCCCGCUCGUUUUAUUAACCAUGACUGCCAGCCCAAUGCCGAGUUCCGUCGGUCAGGGAACCAGCUGACGAUCCGGUGCAUUCGUCCUAUUAAGCGCAACGAAGAGAUCACGACCUACUAUGGCGACAACUAUUUUGAGCUGGGCAACAAGGAAUGCAUGUGUGCGACCUGUGAAAAGUACCAACGUGGGUUCUUUGCAUCGCAUGUGGCCGACGAGAGUGUGUCUACGCCAGCCAGUACAGAAAGCACGCUGGAGGAUGGGCGUACGCUUCGUUCGCGCUCGGCGCGGGAAGCUGCCGCGUCUCAAGCCGCGCAGAUCGUCACGUCGCCCGAUGACAUGAUUGCCUACCAGCUGAAUCCUGAUGCCCAAGGUCCUGAAUGUGAGUGCCUCACAUGUCAUGCCCUCUUCCGCGCGCCUGAGAAAUGGUGGACCCCUGAUGAGUGUGCUCGGUGUGAGCGCCACUACAAACUCUUCAAGUGCGAUUGGCCUGGACGUUACCCUAAAGAGAAUCCUGCUGAGCAAACCACCAUCGCACGACCACUGAAACGUCGCGCUGCCAUGGAGAACGGCUCGACUACGACCAAGCGGCCGCGGGCGAAAACGGUGCAAACACCGGAGCCGACGGUGUCGCAGGAUAUUUCGUCCCCCGUCAAGCUUAGUCCGGUACGUGAAUGUCGUGAGGCGUCGCCCGUGAGCGACACAGAGCCACCGCCCAAAGACCCACACGCUCGACCACGCUCACUGCGUCGGUUUGAGCUGCACAGUGACGAUAGCGACGAUGCCUUGGACGCCAUUCAUCUCGGCCCACGGAUCCUGGGGCAUGGGGCAAGUACCGAUGUAUUGGCUUCGUACUGGGGCGCACCGGAAGGCGAGCGACGUGUGCGGCGGCCCACGACGAUGGGCAUGCCGCUUGCUAGCGAGCGUAUCGCGUCUGCUCACGUAACUAAGCGUGUGCCUUCCUCGUCACGACCCCAAGGACGUCCUGCCAAAGCACCACGGCGGAUCGUUUCCGAGCCAUCUGAACGAUCGGUAUCUGCGCCGUUGCCCAAGACCGAGGUACCCACACCAUCGCCACGCUCCUCGCUCUCGCCACCCCCCCCUCCUUCGCCGCCUUCGCCACCGACAACGGCGCCCGUGAUUGCGACAAAAGGGCCCGCACGGACCUCCAUUUCGAAUCUGGCCCUGUUUUGGUCUGGCGGUGUGGAAGGCCGAACACGGCAGCAAGCUAAAAAGGCCCAGGCGUUGGCGAGUACGACACAAUCUCCACGCACCUCGGCGCGCGUCUCACGAACGGCCUCGCCGGCGCCUGUGACGGUCGUCAAACCGGAGCCGCCCAGCUCACGAAGCGUUUCGGACGUGCCAUUGCCACUUCGUUCUUCGUCGCCCGCAGCCCCGGCCAAGCCAGUUGCUUCGCCCUUGGUCAAAGUGGAGCGGUCAGCCUCGAGUCUGUCGCCUGGGCCUUCCGAGAUGCCGUCAGGGGCGCCGCAACCGCCGUUGCCGGCCCUGCCACCCCGGCCGACGGCCACGUCGCUACCUCCGGGUGUGCCUCCGCGCCAGCCGCUCCGUCGCAACUUGCGCUGGGGCAAUGGCAAGACCAGUAUGAGCCGUCCACCCACCCAGACGAUGCCAAUGCGCGUGGUAUGGCCUUCCAUGGUCAAGACGGAAUCUCUCUCGCCGGCGCCGCCCAUACCUGGUGUGCCACGUCCCUUGUCGUCGUCGUCGGCAUCCUCCUCCUCAUCGUCGUCGUCGUCGACGACAUCACCACCCCCGCAGCCAUCAUCGGCUUCGCACACAUCCACAGCGCCCCUUCCGUAG
This is a messenger RNA of Malassezia pachydermatis, 2460 nucleotides long. RefSeq names its product histone tail methylase. Lineage: Eukaryota; Fungi; Basidiomycota; Malasseziomycetes; Malasseziales; Malasseziaceae. The record is from RefSeq and is a predicted model, not a curated record. The transcript is spliced from 4 exons. Gene Ontology annotation, cellular component: nucleus. Gene Ontology annotation, molecular function: protein binding; histone H4K20 methyltransferase activity. The coding region runs from base 1 to 2460 and encodes 819 amino acids.